Molecule: messenger RNA, 1632 nt
Organism: Jatropha curcas
Lineage: Eukaryota; Viridiplantae; Streptophyta; Magnoliopsida; Malpighiales; Euphorbiaceae
Source: RefSeq, a predicted model, not a curated record
UGUCUCUCUUUUUCUGUCUCUCUGCACCAAGAACCUGACUUUUAUACAGUAACAGUCUUUACUUCGCAAGUGACAAACUAAACAAAAUCCCAAGUUUUUCUUUUCAUUGGCUUUAUUCACAAUAACCUCCCUCUCAAAGAUCCUAUCUGGAUUUUGGUGGCGAGAAGUUUGUGGGAGACAAGCAGAGUUGGGUACUAAAUUCCAGCGACAGACCUCGAGGUGGCCAGAAAUUAUUAUUUCUUCUUUAUUAUACUCUAUGGAAACACAAGUUCGGGCUGCAAAUCCUGUUGUUGCUUCAGGAUCAGAAUCCUUCUCUAUAUCAAGUAAGAUGCCGAGCGGUAACCAGCGUUUCCUCCUUUACUUUAUCAUUGGUACCUAUUUUGGGCCCGAUCUGAAAGAGGAGAGGCCACAAAAAUCGAUUUUGCAAAGAAUAGCUGAGGGCCUCCCAGCAUAUACCUCAGAUCAAUUAGCAGGUUCACACAUGAAAACAGUGGAAGUGGAGCGUGUCUACUAUUAUGCACUUCAGAAGGCAGACAAAUCUCUUAUUGUUAAACUACAUCAGUUGCACAAUUUCUUUCAGGGCACUAUUACCACCUCUAAAAAUGAGUCUGGUGCUGUUUACCCUCAAUUUCCUGAUAUAUUUCCUCCCCUGCUGCAUCCCCAAUACCGGUUAAAUAGGUGCAAAAUUGUUGAAAACAUAGUAUUCAUCAAUGACCCAGAUACCUCUUACAUUAAGCCAGAAGACAUUGAAAGGUUUAAGAGGAUAACCGGGCUCGAGAUUCUUCUAUUCGAUAGAGAUGCAACAAGAUACAAGACAUCGCUGGAUGGCAGCUCUUUGUAUAAUGUGGCAGUGCACAAAGGUGAACCGGUUGGAGGAUUGACUCCUCUCAAGUCUUCUGAUUGUUCUCAGAAGGGAAAAUGUUCUGCUAGCACCAUGCAACCUGAGGAUCAGCAUGUCCAUUUUGUGGAGCCUCUUAGCAUUGUGCCAUGUACUACAUUGCCUCCGGAGCAUAGUCAUACAUCUCCUCCGCCAACCAGAGAUGACACCAGAACUAUGGGGAAGGUCAGUCCCGGAAUAUUAUUUCUUCCUCCCUUCCCAAGUAAAGAAGAUUUGGAAAAAAUUGUGGCUGCUGGAAAAGGUGGAUUUGCAUUGACUGGGAGUGCUGCUAUGGGACAGGUGGGACCCAUUAUUGGACUCAUGGAUAUUGGUGAAUGCGAUGAUGCAUAUAUGUUUCGCAUAUCUCUUCCUGGGGUGAAAAGAGAUGAGAAGGAAUUCAGCUGUGGAGUUGAUGCUGGUGGUAGGGUUCUGAUAAAUGGUGAGACGACAACCGGCGAGAGGACUGUAUGCAGGUUCUCACAAGUCUUUGAAAUGCAAUCAAAGAACCUUUGUCCACCAGGAAAGUUUUCUAUUGCAUUUCAGCUGCCAGGUCCUGUUGAUCCUGAGCAGUUUUCUGGUAACUUUGGUUCAGAUGGGAUUCUGGAAGGGAUUGUGAUGAAAAGAUAGAUGAUGGUGGAUAAGUGUUAACCUUACAAGCAUGGACCCCUGCUAUUUGCUGGUUUGGAAAAAAAAAAAAAAAAAACAUAGUUUGGUUUAUAUUUUACAAGUUAUGGAAUGAACUUGAACAAAAUACA